Molecule: messenger RNA, 2147 nt
Organism: Microtus oregoni (creeping vole)
Lineage: Eukaryota; Metazoa; Chordata; Mammalia; Rodentia; Cricetidae
Product: ETS domain-containing protein Elk-1-like
Exons: 6
Coding region: 275-658 (127 amino acids)
Biological process (GO): regulation of transcription by RNA polymerase II; cell differentiation
Cellular component (GO): nucleus
Molecular function (GO): sequence-specific DNA binding; DNA-binding transcription factor activity, RNA polymerase II-specific
Source: RefSeq, a predicted model, not a curated record
UUUUUUUGGCCAAUCAACAAACAACAGGACGCUCAGCUCCUCCUCUGAGGACCCACGUGAGAGGAGGGGAAACGCAGGGGCGGCUUCUGGGUGCUGCCGCUGCCGCAGUUGUUGCUCCCGCAGCCCGUUACCGCCACAACCACCGCCUUGGAACUCGGGCCUGGGGGGGCGGUGGGGCCUCGCAUGGAGCCCCGCCCCCCGGAGCUGCCGCCGCUACCGCCACCACCGCGCCACACGCAGGUACCUCUGGAAUGGCGUGAGCACUUCCCUAGCGAUGGACUCAUCUGUGACGCUGUGGCAGUUUCUGCUGCAGCUUUUGAGAGAACAAGGUAAUGGCCACAUCAUCUCUUGGACCUCACGGGAUGUUGGUGAAUUUAAGUUAGUGGAUGCAGAGGAGGUGGCCCGUCUAUGGGGGCUGCGCAAGAACAAGACCAACAUGAAUUACGACAAGCUCAGCCGGGCAUUGCAGUACUACUAUGACAAGUUUCUCAGAAAAUUAUCAGCUGAAUAUUCUCAGAAUAUAGGAAAAGUUCCACUGAUGAACAAAAUUUCAGGGUCUCAUUAUGUAGAAAGAGCUGGUUUCAACUUGAGAUCCUUCUGCGUCAGUCUCAUGGGUACUGAAAUUUCAGAUGUGAGCCACCUUACCUGGUGUCUUUAAUAAUCUUCAUGUUGACCUCUUCAGGAGAAACUGUAAAUUAUCUGAAACCAGAGAACUUAACAGCCACUUCAAAUUUCAUCCUUUUGUGACUUUCAAAAGAAGAUGAUAUCUAACCACUUCUAUUUGGACUGUUUCUGUUAAUUUGCUUGGUCUGCAUCAUAGGAAACCUGUUUAUCAUCCUGGCCAUUGGCUCUGACUUCCACCUCUGGACCCCAAUGUAUUUCUUCCUUUGUAACCUAUCUUUCACAAACAUUUGUUUCAUCUCCACCAUAGUUCUCAAGAUGUUAGUGAACAUUGUCCAUCACCUAUGAAGUCUGCCUCACCCAGAUGUAUUUUUUCAUGUUUUUUUUUUUCUGGAUUGGAUAGUUUGUUACUGACAGUAAUGUUCUAAGACCAGUGUGUGGCCAUAUGUCACCCCUUGUGCUACAUAAACCCUCUCCUUUGUGGUCUUCUGCUUCUACUAUCUUGGCUAAUCUGUCUGACCUAUUCAUUGUUACAAACAUUAAUGUCUUUGAGGGUGUGUUUCUGCAAGAAAACAGAAAUCCAUCACUACUUCUGUGAACCUGCUCAGAUUCUCAAGCUUGCUUGCUCAGGUACCCAUGCCAAUGAUGUCUUGCUCUACCAUGGAACAGGUUUGCUAGGUAUUCUUUUCUCUUACUCUAAAUCAUCAACUCCAUAGUGUGCCUUUUAUCUAAAGGGGGGAAAUAUAAAGCCUUUUUUACUUGUGGGUCCCAUCUUUCAGUAGUCUCACUGUUCUAUGGUACAGGCCUUGGUGUCUACCUCACUUCUCAAACAUCCUAUACCUCCAGAGAGUGUUCGGUUACCUCAGUGAUGUAUUCUGUGGUAUUUCUCAUGUUGAACCCCUUCAUCUACAGCCUGAGGAAUAGGGACCUGAGUCAGGCUUUUAGAAGACAUUUUUAUAGCAUUGGAGAGAGAUCCCAGUAUGAUAAUAGAAUAAUGGAUACAUUAAUCUAGGGUAUAAUAAUUAGUGUAUUCCUUAAAAAGUUACGUUCUUCUGAAGUCUUAAGAUACAAAAAAGAAAUACUACUCAUGAAAUGAGUCCACAGCCAAAAAUAAUCAUGGAAACAACUAAAAUUAAUCAUGGGUCACCAGUAACUAUACUUACUAUGCAAACAUUUUCAAGGAUAUAUAUUUGUAAGGAUGGGAGAAUCAAGUAGAAAACACAGCAAGUAAGAGAAAUGAGAUGUAUACAUACACAUCAUUGACUCAGUGUCUCUAAGUCAUUGUUGUCUUCUGCACAAUGCUUGCUGGGCACUUUUUCUUAGGCCUCUGUCUGGAAAAUAAUUUUACUAAGAAUGUCUCAAAAUAACUUCUAUUUUUUCCUACAAAAUGUAAUUACUGAGCCUUGCUAUGGUUAUUAUUAUUAUUAGUCAUGAUGGUGUAGCUCAGUGGCAGAACUCUUGUUUACUGUGUAAGAAACAUGGGCUUGAUAUCCAAUUUCUCAAAAUAAAAGAGCAAAUGGCAGUUA